Molecule: messenger RNA, 6215 nt
Organism: Pelobates fuscus (common spadefoot toad)
Lineage: Eukaryota; Metazoa; Chordata; Amphibia; Anura; Pelobatidae
Gene: PDGFRA
Product: platelet derived growth factor receptor alpha
Exons: 23
Coding region: 725-3988 (1087 amino acids)
Biological process (GO): multicellular organism development; protein phosphorylation; embryonic cranial skeleton morphogenesis
Cellular component (GO): plasma membrane; signaling receptor complex
Molecular function (GO): platelet-derived growth factor binding; ATP binding; platelet-derived growth factor alpha-receptor activity
Source: RefSeq, a predicted model, not a curated record
AUCUUGUGUAUGCAGAAUGUUCCCUGCAGAAAGCGUUUUAACUUGGUAAGCGUUGUCUAGAUCAAUGAUACAUGCUGAUAAACUCCAGAUAAGUCGUUUUAAUAUGGAAUAGGGUAUUGGCAACCACCUGGGAGAAGUUAUUGGAUGGGUUUCUAGACCUUUUAUUUGGCUCUGGAUGAAGUUUACACAGUCAUUGCUGGUGCUGAUGGAGGUCCCACUUCAGAUCUAAGCGAGGAGAACAUCUCCUGAGGAUGUGGAGAUAGCUCCAAUUCCCUGCUAAUUCUUGGCUUUUGGUACACUGGAUAUAUGCACAUUCAGGAUUUCAUUCUUGGAGCUAAGUCGAUUUCGUGCUGGAAGUUAAAGUUUCAGGAAGGACUGUAUCUGCCCAGGGCUCUGUGGAUGGUUCCUUUUUCUCUGGGGCACAUGCGAUUUCCCACUAAUGACAACCACAUUGUGAAUUGAACAGUCUCUCCCUCUCUCCAACAUUCCUGGAACCUGGUCUUCUGGAAUUCAGAGCUGGACUCGAGGCUCUCUCUCAGGAUUUGGGGGAUUGCUUUCUUGUUGAGGCGAAACUCUUUUCCAACUUGUAUGAUCUUCAGAUGAUUCAUACAACAGGAAGGGCAGCCAACACUCUAUUUGGGACAAUCUAAAUAAUCUUCUAACCUUGAGGUGUUUGGGUGUACUUUUAAGACUCAUAGAGGAACAGAAAGAGUUUUCAGCCACCAUGGAACAUGUCAUAAGGACAUCCCUUAUUUUGGGAUGUCUUCUAAUGAUCGGUCCAUGGUCCAUCAGCAGUGAACACCCGUUACCAUCAAUAUUCCCAGAAAAAGAAGACAUGGUCGAACAGUUGUAUUCUUCCUUUACGCUCAAGUGCUCUAGCGAAAGUGAGCUGAGCUGGGAAUACCCAGAGUCUGAAGAUGAUAGUGGCAAUGUAGAUAUUUGGAGUGAAGAAAACAACAGUGGCCUGUUUGUCUCUGUACUUAAAGUCCACAAUGCUUCUGGUAUAAACACAGGACUAUAUACAUGCUACCACAACCACACUCAGAUAGAGGACUAUGAUAUUGAAGGCACCAGUAUAUAUGUCUAUGUUCCAGAUCCAUCGAUGGCCUUUGUCCCCUCCAUGAUGCUAGAACAUAUAAUUGUGGUAGAGGAAAGAGAUUCGGCAAUUGUCCCAUGCCGCACCACUGACCCCACCAGCCAAGUGACUCUAAGAAAUCAGGAAACCGUCAGGACAGUCAACGCCUUUUAUGACAGCAAGCAAGGGUUUGUGGGUAACUUAACAGGAGUAUACACCUGUGAAACAAAAGUCAAUGGCGUGAUGUUUACAACUGAGCCCUUCAUCGUACAGAGAUGGAAAGCUAUUCAAGACUUUCGUGUCGAGAUGAAUGCUCCAAAAACCGUUUUCAGAUCUGGAGAAACCAUCACAGUUUCAUGUAAUAUAUUAGACAUUGAGGUGGUUAACUUGCAGUGGACUUACCCUGGAGUACAGAGAGGGGCUGGUUUUACAAAGGUUGUAGAAACCAAGAAGCCAUAUCAGAAACUGGAAUACACGCUAUCUAUCCCCAACGCUACAGUGGAGGACACCGGGGAGUAUGUGUGCGCGGUUAACCAUGCAACACAAGAUACCAAAGAAAUGAAGAAGGUCACUAUGACUGUGCAUGAGAAAGGGUUUAUUGAUUUGGAACCUAAUUUUCAAUCACUGGAAUAUGCAAAUCUUCAUGAAGUUAAGAGCUUCUCCAUUGACCUACAUGCAUAUCCAGCACCAAAGGUCUUCUGGUUAAAAGACAACAAUACCCUAAGUGAUAAUCUGACAGAGAUUACAACAAGCACUGUGAGACUCCAGGAAACCAGGUUCCAGAGUAAAUUGAAAUUAAUUCGGGCCAAAGAAGAGGACAGCGGCGUAUACACUCUUGUGGCCCAAAAUGAUGCUGAAACUAAACGUUAUUCCUUUGAAUUACAAAUAAAAGUUCCUGCAUUGAUUUUGCAGUUGUUUGAUGACCACAAUGGUUCUUCUAGUCACCAGACUGUUGGGUGUCGGGGCAAAGGCAUGCCUAUUCCGGAUGUGGAAUGGUUAGUUUGCAAGGACAUUAAGAGAUGUAAUAAUGAUACCUUUUGGUCAACUCUGGUUCUUAAUGGAUCGGAAAUCAGCAUGGAGACUCAUGUAAUGGAGGAGAACUCAAUAGAAAGCAAAGUCACCUUCAAGAACAUAGAUGAGACACUGUCAAUCAGAUGUAUUGCAAGGAAUGACCUUGGUGUUGAUGCUAGAGAGCUGAAAUUAGUAGCACCCACCCUACGUUCAGAGCUAACAGUGGCGGCCGCAGUUCUUGUCCUGCUUGUUAUUGUCAUCAUAUCCCUCAUUGUGCUUGUUAUACUAUGGAAACAGAAACCAAGAUAUGAAAUUAGAUGGAGGGUCAUUGAGUCUAUCAGCCCAGAUGGCCAUGAGUAUAUCUAUGUCGACCCAAUGCAGCUACCUUACGAUUCACGGUGGGAGUUUCAAAGAGAUGGACUUGUUCUCGGUCGAAUCCUCGGAUCUGGAGCAUUUGGUAAAGUAGUAGAAGGUACCGUCUAUGGACUAAGCCGUUCCCAGCCAGUGAUGAAAGUAGCAGUAAAAAUGUUGAAACCUACUGCUAGAUCAAGUGAAAAGCAAGCCCUCAUGUCUGAGCUGAAAAUAAUGACACAUCUUGGUGCACAUCUGAAUAUUGUGAACUUAUUGGGAGCAUGUACCAAAUCAGGUCCAAUUUAUAUUAUUACGGAAUACUGCUUCUAUGGAGAUCUCGUGAAUUAUCUUCACAAGAACAGGGACAAUUUUCAGACUCGGCACCCAGACAAACCAAAGAAAGAUCUGGAUAUCUUUGGGUUGAACCCAGCUGAUGAAAGCACAAGAAGCUAUGUCAUCUUAUCCUUUGAAAACAAUGGAGACUACAUGGACAUGAAACCUUCUGACACCACACAAUAUGUACCAAUGCUUGAGAUGAAGGAAGCCUCAAAGUAUUCUGAUAUUCAGAGAUCUUUAUAUGAUCGCCCUGCAUCUUACAAGAAGAAGCCUAUGUCAGAAGUGAAAAGCAUCUUGUCAGAUGAUGGCUGUGAGGGUCUCACUCUCCUGGAUUUGCUCAGUUUCACAUACCAAGUUGCCAGAGGAAUGGAUUUCUUAGCAUCUAAGAAUUGUGUACAUCGUGAUUUGGCAGCUCGAAAUGUUCUUCUGGCACAAGGGAAAAUUGUGAAGAUCUGCGACUUUGGCCUGGCAAGAGACAUCAUGCAUGAUUCCAACUACGUUUCAAAGGGCAGUACAUUUCUCCCUGUGAAAUGGAUGGCACCAGAGAGCAUAUUUGAUAACCUAUACACAACUUUGAGUGAUGUGUGGUCUUUCGGCAUCUUGCUUUGGGAAAUCUUCUCUCUUGGGGGCACACCAUACCCAGGCAUGAUAGUGGACUCCACCUUCUACAACAAGAUAAAAAGUGGCUACAGAAUGACAAAGCCUGAUCAUGCUACACAUGAAGUGUAUGACAUCAUGGUCAAGUGCUGGAAUAGUGAACCAGAGAAAAGACCUUCAUUCGGUCACUUGAGUGAUAUUGUCGAAAGCCUUCUACCUGGAGAAUACAAAAAGUGUUACGAAAAAAUUCUUCAUGAUUUCCUUAAAAGCGACCAUCCAGCAGUUACUCGCAUGAGAAGUGACAGUGACAACUCAUACAUCGGGGUGACUUACAAGAAUGAACAUAAAAUGAAAGACAGGGAAAGUGGGUUUGAUGAACAACGGCUUAGUGCCGACAGUGGUUACAUUAUUCCCCUGCCGGACAUUGACCCCGUGUCAGAGGAUGAAUCAGGGAAAAGAAACAGACACAGUUCACAAACGUCUGACGAGAGUGCAAUUGAGACUGGCUCCAGCAGUUCCACAUUCAUCAAGAGAGAGGACGAGACGAUUGAAGAUAUAGAAAUGAUGGACGACAUUGGGAUCGAUCCGUCAGAUCUGGUGGAAGAUAGUUUCCUGUGAUUCUUUUUUUGAUGAAUCCGUUUCAGAGAUCAAACCAUGAAUUUAAGAGAGAAAGACUGUGAAGUCCAGGGAAUUCUAAUGUUCUUUUUUUUUUUUCAUUUGGAAAACCACUUUAUUGCGUCGGACAAUGUGAGGCGGUGAAUUGUUUGCCUCAACAACCACAUGGUACUUGUUAUGACUUCAUAAGUACUCACAGCAUAUUUGUCAACUGGAAUUAAUGGUUGUUACAAAGACCAAUGAUUUCUAAGCACAUCUUUGAACAAGCGGUACAUCUUUGCAUCUCAUCGUAUGUUUGUGUUUGCUUUCAAUUACAUGGACAAAUAUCAAAACAGUAGCAAUGUUUUUCAAGGGCAUUCAUAGCAACGAAGGAACCGAAAUCAAAUGACUGUUGAAUUUCAUUAUUGUAUUUUUGUAAAUAAAAAAGAAAAGAUGUAAACAUAUUAUAUGGACUAACAGAAGAGACCACUCAUCGGUCCUGUGUACUUCGCUGCUUUGUUAUAACUGUCAAAAGUCUUUUAAACCACUUUGGAAACUAUUAAGACUGAAGGAAAAUGCAGAACCUUUUUUUUAUGAUCAAAAAGUAUUAAGCAAGAGCAUUGCAAAUAACAGAUUGUGGGUCUAUGAACUUGUUGUAGUAUCCCUUUCGUAAAAGUAUUAACAUGAAUACUAAAAUGAUUUUUUGAUAACCCAUUGUAAUUGGUUGGUAGAUUAAUUGCAUUUAACAAAUGAAUUUGGAAGAUUUUUAUAAACUAACAAGGAUUAUUAGCAUAUAUUUCUAUGGAUUAGAAUUUUUAAUAAGAACAUAGAAUUUAGCUAAUGUCAGUUAGAAAUGACGCAUGUGUUGUUAUAGAAUUUACUGACCACUAUAGGGCUUAGAUAACAAUGGGAUCGUAAGGUACAGUACACUUUUUUUUUUUAUUACAGUAAAUACUCACUAUUUUUACAAUGAAAAAAAAAAUACAUCUAAACGAAUAGUCAGUGUUUUGUAAAUGACAAGUUACACCUCAGCCUAGUGAAAACUAAUUUUAAAAGCAAUUUUGCAGAAGUGGUUAUUUACGAAAAAUGGGUUUUGAAGGAGAUUUUAAUCUGUUAAGGCGUCACAAUCAGAAACGUGGUACAAAGUUGUAAUAGUGAAAUAGCCACCGAUGGUUCGAAUCUCUUCCAGAGUGAAUACACCACUUUUAGAACUUACAUCACUUUUAAUAUAAAACAUUGAUAAAUCUCCCCCAUUGUGAUUAUUGAAAAUUUCCUGUGCUUAAAUAACAGAUAGUAACAAUACCACACCCUGGGUUACUAAGACAUUCUAUUUGAGUCUAUAUUAACCCAUUAGGUGGUAGAAUAGUACGGUAACAUGCUGCAAAGCGUUGCAGAGCAAGACAAUGUGUUGCACGCAACUCAGACAGUUAAAUGGUUAAUGGAAAUCUGAUGACCAAGUGGUUCUCGUGUAAUGCACGAGUAAUUAUAUAUGAAAAGUAUUUCGUUGCAGACUGUUACUUCUUUGAAUUCUAAAAAGAAUACCUGUUUAAAAGCAAAAAUAACAUAAAAUUACAUUUUUAUUUUUAUACAUUUAAUAAAAUAUUUUUGCUAAUUUCAGUAUUAAUCAUACAGACAGACAAUAUCUUCUUUAACUCAUUCCAAAUGUUAUUCAAACUAAACUGGAAGAAUUGUUCAGCAAUAAUAACAAUGUUGGACUAUGGACCAAAUUUGAUGUAUUUUAUUACAUUUUUUUUUAAUUUACAUCUACAGUACAAUUUUAAUGCAAGUGUAUAAUAAUUGUUUUACAUUUCUUGUGAAUAUAAAUCAAAUUUCCUGUUUAACAGCAAAAAACUGCCAAUUUCUCUGUCAUCUCUAAGAUUCAGUCUGAUGUUGAUGUGCUCCGUAGCACCACUUUGUUUCUAAACAGUGUGUAUACAUACUUUAUUCAAUGAGGUCUGUAUCAAAUAGUCCUGUAUCUGAUGAAGGACGUAAGCUAUAAUGAUGUUAUACAUCAAUUUGUAUAUUUUUUUCUUACAAUAUAGUCCUUAAAUACUGCCAGACAAUUAUGUUAAGCUGUAUCACUGCCUUUGUUUAUAUUUGUUUUGACUGUGAUGUACUCCACAGAUGCGUAAACUGUUGCACUUUUAAAUGUUCAAAAUUAUAUUUUAGAAUAAUAAAAAAACCUCAUGUUUGGAGAAACAAAGCUGUGAGUGUGAUAACAUAAAUCAUCACUAGCAUAUUUCAUUUUUGU